Messenger RNA from Olea europaea var. sylvestris, 854 nucleotides. RefSeq names its product frataxin, mitochondrial-like. The transcript is spliced from 5 exons. Gene Ontology annotation, molecular function: ferric iron binding; 2 iron, 2 sulfur cluster binding; ferrous iron binding. NCBI's taxonomy places the organism in Eukaryota, Viridiplantae, Streptophyta, Magnoliopsida, Lamiales, Oleaceae. Gene Ontology annotation, cellular component: mitochondrion. The coding region runs from base 104 to 673 and encodes 189 amino acids. The record is from RefSeq and is a predicted model, not a curated record. Gene Ontology annotation, biological process: intracellular iron ion homeostasis; iron incorporation into metallo-sulfur cluster.
UUCUCCACUUUUAAAAAUAUUCGCUCUCGCUCUCACAUUGAUAACAGAUCGACACUUCCAAUUUCAGGAGUUUUCUUCAUUGAGUUAGGUUCAUGCUCGAACAAUGGCGAAGCUUGUUCAAUUGACAAGAACAGUAUUCAGAUCCCUAAAACAUCAAUCAUCAUUCACUUUCCAAUUACAAUCUAGAAGAUCUUCUUUUUACUUUUUGAAUACAUAUUUUACAAAACCCUGGAAUUAUUCUCCCGAUCCGAGAAUAAGCUUCACGUCAUGCAGCUAUUCUUCUGUUAUUGAAGAAUUUCAGUCCCCUACAACCAUUGAUUACCGUUCUGUGCUUCCGGAAGAGAAGUAUCACAUGUUGGCUAAUUCCACGAUCCAUGACCUGCUAGAGAAGCUAGAGAAUAUGGAGACUCUGGAGAUUGAUGGUUUCGAUGUAGACUAUGGGAAUGAGGUAUUAACUCUGAAGCUCGGGAAUUUGGGAACCUAUGUAAUAAACAAGCAAACGCCAAAUAGACAGAUUUGGAUGUCAUCUCCCCUGAGUGGCCCAUCUAGGUUUGAUUGGGAUCAAAAUACCCAAGCUUGGAUUUAUAGGCGAACUAAACGGAACUUUAUCAAAGUUUUGGAAACUGAGUUGGAACAACUUUGUGGGAAGUCCAUUAACCUUUCUUCUGCCUAAAGUCGUAAAAUAAAUGUAACUUCUCCAGUAGUCAUUGGUACGAUAGUGAUUAUCUUUUAAUCAAAUGUGAUCUCUCUUUUUAUUUCUAUUUACCCCUUCUAGUUACGAUUUCACAUGCUCAACUGUUUGUAAUUGUAAAUUAUGCUACAUCAUAAUUAAUAAAUUAUGUACACUUAUAUAA